Molecule: messenger RNA, 1091 nt
Organism: Hydra vulgaris (swiftwater hydra)
Lineage: Eukaryota; Metazoa; Cnidaria; Hydrozoa; Anthoathecata; Hydridae
Product: acyl-protein thioesterase 1
Biological process (GO): protein depalmitoylation
Cellular component (GO): cytoplasm
Molecular function (GO): carboxylic ester hydrolase activity; palmitoyl-(protein) hydrolase activity
Source: RefSeq, a predicted model, not a curated record
UAGAUAGACAAAACUAAAAUAAAGUCAUAGUGUAUAUCAUUUAGAAAACCUUGCAAAACUAAAAUAAUUUGAAAGUUUUCUUUUGUCUACAGUUAUGUCUUGUCCAACAGUUCUCCCUAAAGCUAAGCACACUGCAACAGUAAUUUUUCUUCAUGGUUUAGGUGACACUGGACAUGGUUGGCUGGCGGCUCUAGAAGAAAUUGCUCUCCCCUACAUUAAGUACAUUUGCCCUAAUGCGCCAGUUUCAAAAGUUACUCUUAAUAUGGGAAUGUCUAUGCCUUCAUGGUUUGAUAUUUAUUCAUUAGACAAAGAUAGCAAAGCAGAUGAAGAAGGAAUUCAAAAUUCUUCUAAGGAAUUAAAGAAACUUAUUAUUAAGGAAGAAGAAAAUGGAAUCCCUUCAGACCGUAUUUUAGUUGGAGGGUUCAGUCAAGGUGGUGUUGUUGCUCUCUACACACUUUUGACAUAUGAAAAAAAGUUAGCAGGGUGUAUGGGUUUAAGCACAUACAUGCCUCUUCAUAAAAAGUUUCCAUCGAUGUGUAAUGAGAUUAAUAAAGCAACUGAAAUAUUUUUGGCUCAUGGAGAUGCUGAUCCAGUUGUAAAAUAUAACUAUGGAGUAAUGACAUCUUCUUUGUUAAAAGGGUAUUAUAAAAAUACCACACUCAAUUCAUACAGCGGAAUGGCACAUAGUUCUUGCAUGAAAGAAAUGCAAGAUGUUCGAUCUUUCAUAUCAAAAGUUCUACCACCAAUAUAAUCACAGCUGCUAAGUUGUAUUUUUGGUUAAUAUUGUCGUUUAAAUAAUUAAAAAUAGAUUCAUGUCACGAACCGGAUAUAUUGAUUAAUUGUUCAUUUUAUUUGGAAUUGCAAAAACGUAUUAUGUCACGGCGUAUGCGUCAAAGAGUUUUUAAAUAGUGUAAUUGAACGAGUUUUUACACUUGGUUGCCUUAAAGUAGCAAGUUUAAGUUAAGUCACUGUUUUCACAAUAAUGAUGGGCCACGGAAUAGCACAAUAUUUGUUGAAGUACCUUGUAUAAACAUUUGUGAUUUUUAUCUAUUUUAGUGUUUUUUAAGAAAAAUUUAUGUUUGUUUUUUUAA